UUCACAAAAUAUGGCUAAACCAAGUGUAUCAUGUAGCUAGCUUCAGUAAAUUGUCUUAACUGAGGCCAAUCUAGUCUACAUAACUCACAAUACCACUAUUUUAUUGUAAUCUGUAAAGUCUUAAUAUAGUGGUAAGCUGAAUAAAAGUAAAUAAUUACUAUAGAAUGGUAACUGUUGUUAAAUUUUUUGCAUUCCUUGUUAUAUAUUAUUAGUUUAUAUCCUUAGACCAGUAUAGUAAUUGGCUGUCAGAAAUAUAACUGUCAGUUUCAAGUUAGGUAUAUCACAGUCUUUUUAGAAGAGUCUUUACGUAUUCUCACCCUGAUUCGUUAUGUUUAAAAUUGAUAGGAUUUGUAUAGAUAUAGGAUAGUGUUUUAUGUAUACUGUAACCCACAAAUUAUUUUAGGAAUACUUUACUGAAUAGAUUUUAGUGUUUUUUAGAUUCUAAAGUUCUGUUUUUCUUUUCACUUCCCCUUCCUUCCCUUUAUAAGAUCAUUUCCAUGUCUUUGUUGGUGAUCUCAGUCCAGAAAUUACAACUGAAGAUAUAAAAGCUGCUUUUGCACCAUUUGGAAGAAUAUCGUAAGUAACAGAAGAUAAAUUGUAAAUGCUUUUAACUAGAAGCAAUCCUAUAUAGAAGUAAUUUGAAAAUGAUUCUGUUGUGAAUUUUGAGCAUUAAUUUUGACAUUUGAAUAUAAUGUAUCACAUUGUUUAGAGACUGUUCACGUAGAUAACGGCAAAAGGUUAUUUUCCCAUUGAUGAAUAAAUCUUUGGUCUUUAAUUAUUUUUAAAUUCUUUUUUAAUUAGCAUUAGCUUCAAACAAAUUUCCCAUUGUACCUAUUAUAGUUUUUUUAUAUAGGUGUCUUUAUAGCUUGGUCAUAAUCUUUAGUAAACUUGUGCUGUGAUGAAGGAAUUUAGACCUUUGGGCACUCCUAUGAUACCUUGCAUUUUGUGUUAAAUUUUUUUUUUCCCCUAAACAACCUAAAAAUAGUUAUUAAAUGCCAUUUCUUAGAAAUUUCCCUUUUUUUUUUUUUUAACUUUUAAAACAAUAAUGUUUUAGCGUCUUAUGAAGCACUUGCUUGCGUUUGUUAUUAAUCAUACAUUUUAGGCUUUUUGUAAAUAGCUCACUCAAGGUAGCAUUCAUCAUAGAAGAUCUUUAUUAUUUUUAAAAGCAUGCUGUAUUAGACUGAGAAUGACAAGUUGAUUAUAGUGCUUUCUUAGAAUAGAAGCAAUUGUUGAAUUUAGAAUUUUUUAGGGUUUCUGGUUGCUUUUAUUAUUGUUUCAACUAGAAGAAUAGUAAAAAGGAAAUGCUAAGUGUCCUUAAGUUUGAUGGACAGAUCACCAGAAGAGAUAAGAAAGGGAGGAGUCUGGAAAGUAAUUGCUAGUGGUGUUAGUGAUGAAUUUUGGGAAUUUUCUUUUGAAGAGCUGUAGUUUAUUGGUAAGAAGAUGACAAAACAUAAUGACCAAGGAGUGGUUGUAAAUGAGGAGCCAACUUUAAAGGCACUCAGAAGACCAGGGUUCAUAAAUGGACUGCUCUGUCAGAUGACAUUUUUCUUUGUGAGAGCUGGUUAGGAAAAUAAGAAACGUGUUGAUUUCUUGGUCGUUCCUCUUAAUCUGUCUCAGGGUUUUGUUAAUGUAGCUUGCUUUCAAAUAUCUAGACUAGAUGGUCUUAAACCUUUGAUCUCUCAAGGGCUCUACAAAUCUCUGUGGAAAUUUUUGUGUAUAUUUUUAUUUUGGUGUGGAAAAUCCUUGUAAGUUUCAUGUGAUUGUCAGAGUAGUCAUAGGACUAAGAAACUCUGGUCUAGAUCUGGACUACUCCUUCUUCAGAGAAUCUUUCCAGAGAGAAAUGAGUAAGAGUUGAUUAUAUUUUCAAGGCUAACGUUUCCUGAAACUUAAGUUUAAGAAGACAAAAAUGUUUCUAACUUUUGUUAUCAGGUUAAGUAGCUGUUUUCUAAAAUGCUUUCAUUUUGGUUGAAGUAGCUUUUCUGAAAAAACACAGGUAUUUUAGUUAAGGAUUAAUAGAAUUGUUUAACAGUUUGUGAGUUUAAGGUAAAUGACAUUUAAAUUUUAGUAAUCUCAUUACUUUUAAUCAUGGAUCAGUACUUUCUUUUUGGUACAUAUGUUGAUAUAUUUUUAGACUAUAGAUUUUCUAUGGGCCCUCUAUGAUUAUUGGUGUGAAUUAUAUUUGUUUCUAGGUAAGGCUCUUCUUUAAGUUUUACAAUUUAAAGUUGAGGUUACAUAUAAUGUCUGAGUUUUAGGUAUACAAGGGGUAGCUUUCCUAAAUCUGAAGGAACCAUUUGGGUGGUUUUUGUUUGUGUGUUAAAGGAGAUAAAUUGAUAACUUGUAGGAUUCUCAUGAGAUAGUCUCUGUAUAGUGCCUAUAACAGUGCUUGGUUUAUAGAAAGUAUACAAUAAUGGUGGCCUAUUAGAAUGUUUAGUAUAAAAACUAUUAUAGUACUUUCCAUAAUUUAUAUAGUUGAAACUCUUCCUGUUCCUUGAGCUAAGGAUAGUACAGCAAAUUUUGGUAUAGAAGUAAAUCAGCUACCAAGUUAAAUGCAUGUGUGUGUACCAAACAGAUAAUUUAAUAGAUAUUUUUACAUACUGAGAAGUAACUUACCCCUUAUCCUUAUAUCCCUUUUCGCCACCACCUCUUUGCCACGUUGACCCUCAGCACUUAACAAAUCACUCCUAAAUUGACCUAAAAUAUGGUUAUAUAUACUUUAAUAUAAAAUUACAUUGCAUGGUUUUCUGACUUGGGUUUUUGUUGUGAAAGUGCCUGUUUUGUUCAUGUGUCCUGAAAGAACAAGCAUUGUGACAUACCUGGCUAACUUAAAAGCAGAUUGCCUGUGAAGCACAAUUUGAGUCCAAUUUUUUGAGGUAUGGAGUUUUAGCUAUCAUGGCUGGGUUUUUACUCAAUCUCAAAUAAUAGGGCUCUGGUUAUUUUGCAGAGUGUCUCUGAAGAAUGGACAGAAUUGCCCUGGCUAACUACAAGCUACGGUUCACAGUGGAUAAAUAGAUGCCCGAGUGGUUAAAGACAUGGCAACAGGAAAGUCUAAAGGAUACGGCUUUGUCUCCUUUUUCAACAAAUGGGAUGCCGAAAACGCCAUUCAACAGAUGGGUGGCCAGUGGCUUGGUGGAAGACAAAUCAGAACUAACUGGGCAACCCGAAAGCCUCCAGCUCCAAAGAGUACAUAUGAGUCAAACACCAAACAGCUAUCAUAUGAUGAGGUUGUAAAUCAGUCUAGUCCGAGCAACUGUACCGUAUACUGUGGAGGCGUUACUUCUGGACUAACAGAACAGCUAAUGCGUCAGACUUUUUCACCAUUUGGACAAAUAAUGGAAAUUCGAGUCUUUCCAGAUAAAGGAUAUUCAUUUGUUCGGUUCAAUUCCCAUGAAAGUGCAGCACAUGCAAUUGUUUCUGUUAAUGGUACUACCAUCGAAGGCCACGUCGUGAAAUGCUAUUGGGGCAAAGAAACUCUCGAUAUGAUAAAUCCUGUGCAACAGCAGAAUCAAAUUGGAUAUCCACAGCCUUAUGGCCAGUGGGGCCAGUGGUACGGAAAUGCACAACAGAUUGGACAGUAUGUGCCUAAUGGUUGGCAAGUACCUGCAUAUGGAAUGUAUGGCCAGGCAUGGAACCAGCAGGGAUUUAAUCAGACGCAGUCUUCUGCACCGUGGAUGGGUCCAAAUUACGGAGUGCAGCCACCUCAAGGGCAGAAUGGCAGCAUGGUGCCUAACCAGCCUGCAGGGUAUCGAGUGGCAGGGUAUGAAACCCAAUGAGAAAGGACUCCAGAAUCUAAAGCCAGUGGCUUGAGGCUACAGGGAGUGUAGUAAAGCCGUUGUUUACUUAAAAGAUUUAUCAAAUCAGUCAGUGCAAAUGUCAGAUACAAUGUAUUUAUUUAAAAGAUUCAUUUUUUAAUCAUGAAAUUACUUAUCAUCCACGUCGUUUUAAAAAGAAACAAGAUGCUGGAUGUCUGCCAAUUUUUGCCUUCAUUACCUUUUUUAAUAAAGUUUCUCAGAUCCUUGUUUCAAAUACAAAUGCAGGGAUUGCUGCCACUUUUUUAAAAUUAAGAGGCAGAAAAUUGCACAAUGUUGAACUUUUUUUCCACUAAAGUAGUGUGCAGUUCUAGUUUGCAUUCCUGAUACGAUUUAAAGCAUGUAAUAUAAAGAUGUAAAAAAAGAAAAACCAAAACUGUGCAGAGUCUAGAAGUUCUUUGUUAUCUUCAGCUUGUGCACAAUUCCGUUUUAGGUUUUAAAAAAAAUAGGCAUUGUUUGAGCUGUCCCAUCUCUACGUUUAUCCCUUUGGGGUUUUUAAAUAUAAAUUAUUAGUUUACAUCAUUUUUGUAUCUACAUAUUUUCACAAAUUUGUCUUGCCUUAUUAAAUUUCUGUAAAAUAUACUUAAAUGGGGAAAAAAUGAUGUUCACUUAAAUUGAGAACUUUUCUCAGAUGGAUCGAUAAUUGCGUUCAUUUUGUGUUUUCUAUGAGAAGGUGCCUCAAGAAUUCCCUGUUAGAUUUGUUGAAAAGGAUUUUUAUCUUCUGUGAUAAACUUUGUUGUGUACCAGGAAAUACAAAAACAAAACCUUGUUACUAAAGAAAAUCUCUGAAAUGUGAUAAGUUCUUAUGAACCCAUGUUAAUUUCAUGUGUCAAUUUCUACAUUUAUGUGUAUCAUUUCAUUAUGUAAAAUGUUUUAGCAAUUUAAUAUUUUGCACAAUUAGUGAACUUUGUAUGUAAUUUCCUUCUUAAAGGUAUCAUGCAGAGUUGACAUGAGACUUACAAGAUUUUAAGUUGUUUGCAUGUGAAUAUCAAAUACACACUUUGGUAGUCUUUGAACACAGUCAUCUGCUCUUGUUUUUCAAGAAUUUUGAGACAAAAUUGUAUGUAAAGGAGUAUAUUAAUUUGCUGUUUUCUAGUUAGAUUUACUCAAAAAGAGUAAAUCAACUUAAUUUUAAUAUGUACAAAUGAUAGCUGUGAAACUGUAGAAUAUCCUUAUGUCAGGCUUGGGGUUCGUUGUGAACUCUAAUAUUAGCCUAAAGGACCAGCCGGGCAAAGCAUUUUUAAAAAUGUUCAGAGGCCAAAAAACAAACAAACAAAAAAGACGCUUAAAAUCCUACCUCCUUAAAGAGCCUUCAAAGAGGAGAAUCCUCAGUGCAAUCAUUAUUUUUAUUGUUUUGGUACCUGUUUUCCUGGAGUUCCCAAUUUUAUCAUUUUGGGGUAGCUCCAAGCGUUUAGAGGUUUAAUCUUUGAUGGCACUGUUCUAGUUUUGAUGUUUCUUGUACAUUUCAGAGUCUUUUAGAAGAGUUGUGGGAGAUUUUGUUUUGUUUUCAGGGAAAGUCACAAACCACCUUCCUUGACUCACAAAGGGCGAAGACUCCCCAGUAUACAUAUUAGGAUGGUUUUUUGUUUUGUUUUGUUUUUGUUUUUAAGACCUUCAAAGAACUCCCAGCAUUUUAUUUAGGAACAGAAAAGGCCUGUGAAGUCUUAAGAGUUUCCUGGCCUGUAUCUUCCAGGUAGGAGCAAAUGACUCUAAACUGGUCUCUAGAAUCCAAUACACUUCUCACCCAGAGCCCAGGAAAGACAGCUCAUAAGUUUAUAAUUCUCUGGAGCUCAAUUCUAUGCAGCUGUACUGAUGUUUCAUUUAGUCACUGUGUAUUUUUAAGUGUUGGUACAUUAAAAGUUGCUUUAUGGAAGAUGAGUAAAUUUUUUAAAUGCUUGGAAAUUUUAUUUCCUUGUUAACUUUUACAGAUCAGGGCAUGCAACCAAAAGCAGCUUAAAUGAAAUACUCUAAAAAAAUAAAAUAUCAGGAAGCUAUUUUUAGAUUCUUCUGGCCUCUGUUUCUAUUUUAGGACCCUUAUUAUUUUCUCUUAUUCAAAAAUACUUUUAUUUCCUUAACAUCUUCUGGACUGCAGGGUAAAUUAUUUGGGCAUAAAUAAUUUAAUCUAAGCAAAAGUAUGAUUUUUCUUUUAUUUUGACUAUCUCAAGUAAUAACACUUUUUUUAUUAGCCAGUAUAUUUUCAUAUCUCACGAAUUUUAAAAUGUACAUUAACUUUUUUUUUUUUUACAUUAACUACUUUUUGAGAAGAAGGUGGUGUCAUUAUUCAUGAUAAAAAGGUUACUACUGAACAAAUUCACAUUUCAGGAACGUUGCUAAUUUCUAUUUAAAUCUUACUCUUGGUAUAAAGCAAAUCAUUUAAGGAUUUUUCAAUCAAAAAUCAUACUGGUGUUAGUAUCAGGUAAGGAAAUUAAGGUUUUUAAAAUUGUUUCUCUGCAGUAUGCAUUCAGAUUUUACUUUAAAAUACAUCUGGUACUGUAAAGAUCCUGAAGUAAUUCACACUUAAUGAGUCCUCAAUCCAGUAUUCUUUACCCUGACUGUUUGGAUAUUAAAGUUCCUUUAUGUUUUCUAUAGCUUUUGGGAUCUUCUUGCAGUGAUUACUGUGUGUGAGAUUUUUUUUUUUUUUUUUUUUUUUUAUGUAGCCAUAUUGUUGUAUUAACUCAGCCAGGAGUCAUGGUUUACAUUGGAUUACUGUUCAAUACCACAAAGAACUGGCAUUUUGCAGAUACAACUUAAUUAAUGAAACAAGGGUCUCAUCUUCCCCGUUGAUGUUAUCUCACUGUUAAAAACGAGAUUCACGUUCUAGUUUUAUUCUUUUGUCCCUAUUUGCUCAUCUUCUUUUUGCAUGUUUGUUAGAGUUUGUUCCCUUUGAGAAGGCCGUUGAUAAUAGCUAGAUUGCAUUUACAAAGGGAGUUAGGUUUUACCAACUCCUCUAAAAUGCUCUUGAAGCUACAGUUGACUUAGAAAAAUAAAAUGUGUUUAUAGGAAAUAUAAAAGCAAACCUUCUCAAUGAGAGAGCAGUGAUUUCUAAGAACAAUAACAUUUAUUUGUUGACGCUUGUUGCAUUUUAUUUCAGUCACUGUGUUUUGACUGUUGUGUUUAGAACUUGAAGACCAUACCUUUAAAACAAUGAUUUUUAAUUUAAUGGCCUUAGUAAAUGUAUGUGAAUAAGUUUCAUUUGAGGAGGAUCUUCUUCCUGCAUUUGGAAGACCUUAGUUCAUCUGGAUAUAUAGUGAGGGAUAGCCAAACUUGAAACCUACAGGUAUUAACAGGAGUAUGUCUUGAAUGACAUUCAGUUAUUAGAAAUUUCUAUUUUAAUCAAACAGUUGUCUGAAGUCCUGGCUUCAGAGAUGAUAUUUUGUCAAGAUAAACCAGUAAUUACACUAUACCAAGGAUAUGUAAAGUUAGAGGCCAAAGUUAUUCUAAGAAUAAUUUAACUAAAAAAAAGGAAAAAAUAGACUUCCGACUCAGGGUCACUCUGCUGCUGGCUCACAUGAGUCCCUGUAUAAAAGUGGGAAUUAAGCAGAAUUUUGCAUAUUGGAUAAAUAAGAUCUCUGAGUUCCUUAAUCAGCUCUAGAAUACCAGCAGCCAGUCUUAACAUCUACCGGGCAGAAUGGUGGAGGAUCCUUCCUUGAAAAAACUAAACCACUUCGAGAAGAAGAAACAGAUAACCAUUUGUGAUCCCCACCCAAAAAAACCAACUGGCCACUAAUCUCCCUAUAGCGAAGUACCCCAGUCAAUAAGUCCUGCUCAUAUACACAGCUCUCCCAAAAGGGUUUUUGGUGCUUCACUUUAAAUAGGGGCAGCCAAAGGUAACCAGAAUUUUUUAAAAAACUGGACAUGAAAGGUAGAUAGAUCUAAACAAAAAGCAACUGACAGGAAUUAGAAAAUAUCCAAGAACUGUAUGUAAUAGCCUCAGAUAACAAAGUACUACUUCAAAAAUGUAUAGCAGGAUACUAGUAAAAUAUCAUAAGAAACUUAAAAUAAUGAAUAAAUUCAGUGAUAGCAUAAAAGGCAAGGAAAUGCUGUGGAACAGAAGUCAAAAGUGGGGUGGAGGUAGAGGAAGGAUCAGUUCAGGAGGUUAUUAAACUCCAACCAAUAGGAGUUCCAGGGAGAGAACUGAGAAAAUAGAGGUGUAAUUUAUUAGGAAUACUAAGAAAUUUUACCUGGUGAAAUGAUGAAUCUCAAGAUUUUAAAAAAAGGCUAUUGUCAGUAAAAUUUUUAAAAACUCAUAUACCACCAUGAAAUUUCAAAACACCAAAAAUACUCUGAAAGUUUCCAGAUAGCAAGAAAAUAAUGUUCUGAAGAUUAAGAACCAGUUACUGUCAGGUGGGUUCUAACUCAUGGCAAACCCUACGUGCUACAGAGUAGAACUGCUCCAUAGGGUUUUCUUGGCUAUAAUCUUUACAGAAGAAGAUUGCCAGGCCUUUGUGCCACAACACUGCUGGGUGGGUUUGAACCACCAACCUUCAGGUUAGCUGUUGAGCCACCUGGGGACUUAUUAAGAGUAGUACAGCAACACUGGAAGCUGGGAAUCAGUGGGGGUACUGUCUUGAAAAGCUUAAGUGAAUUUGUAUGUCCAAUUAUACUGAAAAGUGAUAGUAAAAUAAAGGCAUCUCUAAGCAUGCCAAUUCGCAAAAAAUUUUUCUUCCCAUUUACUGGUUCUCAUAAAGUUACUGGAUGUGCUUCAUCAAAGCAAGAAAGUGUAUGGCAUAGAGCCUAGAAACAGGAUCCAACACAGGAGAGAUAAAGGGGAGUCCUAGCAUGACAGCUGUGGAACAAGUUUAGCAGCCAAACCACAAUUCACAGAGGCUAGACCUGAUUAUCUGACAGGUUAGGCUAUUUAGAAAAUUGUAUAGUGGGACAUAUUACAGAGCUGUGGAGGAUGUAAGACUUAAAUGUUAGAAGAAAGGCAGAUGAAAAAAGAGCUAUGUAUUAGGGAAAAAAUUAUACAAAAAAGGAAAUGUUUCCUUCCUAAGCCAAGAACAUGUACCAAUUAUAAUGUAGUCAUAGUAAUGGAAACACUGCAAUUGUAUUCAAUAAAAAAUCGAAAGGAAUUCUAUUGAGUAAAGUGAGCUAAAAUUUUCAUCUGCUAUAAUAGAAUAUUGAUAUUUGCAUAUUAGAAACAUGGCAGUAAACCAGAAGAAAAAAAGUGCUUUGCCUUAACUUCCUCAUUUGUAAAAUGGAAAUAGUACAUAGAGGAUUUUAAGAUUUAGAGCACACUUACAAAACAGACUGCCUGGCACUAAACAUUCAAAAUGCUAACUAUAAAUACAUUCUCAAGGAAGUUACUCAAGAGCAACUCUUUUCUGGGUAUAUGAAUUAAUACGUGGAUUUUUUUUUUAAGACAUUAGUUUAUCACCUCCCAUUUAAUCACUUAAAAUGCUUAUGAAGGAACAAGCUGUGCUUAUGAGAAUUGUAGGCAGGACUUAAGGCAAAAAGAGACUUCGCUUUGUGGAUUGUGUCUUACACUCAGUUCCAGUCUCAGUUGGAGACUGAAAAAAAAAAUUUUUUUUAAUGGCAUAUAAACCUUGAGUAGAGAUGAAGCUUCUAAUACUGACUGAUGAUGGCAGCUCAAGAGAUAGGCUGUUCUGAGAGGUACAAAAUGGUCCGCUUUAAUUGCUAUGCUUAUAGGAAACUGCUACUAGAAAAAGGUACACAUCUUUAGAUAGAUUUCUCCAAAACCUGCCAAGUGCCCUUAAAUCCAUAAAUCUGAAGAUGCCUUUGAAAAUUACCCAAAGAAGUUCUGACUUCCAUAACCAGUGCUUUCUCACCUAACUUGUUGCACUACAAAUAAUGCAAGAGCUAGGAAGUAGGGACUUUGCACCAUUCUGCAAUUCCACAGAGUAAAUAAAAGGUCUUUGAAAAGUAGCUUUCCAAUAGGGUAGGUGAAAUAUUUUACUGCUUAAAGCAAAGUAGUCAAUCACAGUACAAACCCAAAUCAGAUACUUAGAAGCGUAAUGUGUUAGACUCUAGAUUAUUGCUCCUCAGUUAAUCCCCUAGAAUUUGGUUCCAAGAUUUGGAAAAGGUUGCUGACUCCUAGAUGUUUUUUACAAAAGAACCAAAAAACCUAUUGUCAUUGGGUCGAUGCUGACUCAUAGUGACCCUGUAGAAUGGAGUAGAACUGCCCCAUAGAGUUUCCAAGGAGCACCUGGUAGAUUCGAACUGCCAGCCUUUUGGUUAGCAGCCAUAGCUCUUAACCAGUAUACUGCCAGGGUUUCCUACAAAGGAAUGGCAUGCCUUUGGGUGGGGGGCGGCUGGGAGGGAUAAGAGCAUGUUCAUCUCCAUUCUUCAAGUCAUUUUGGGCCAGGUAGACAGAUGAAGCUUACCAAAGCGUGGCGUAUUUGUAAUUCAGUAAAACUCUUUAUCUACCAUUUUAACUUAUCUGCAUCCCUUCAGAAGAUUAAAAGCAGCGAGAGGAGGUAUCACUGUGUCUUGAUUCCAGAUGAUUUCUCAACACCUAACACAGUGCCCUGGUGGCACAGUGGUUAAGAGCUACAAUUGCUAACUAAAAGGCUGGCAGUUCAAAUCCAUCAGCUGCUCUUUGGAGGCAGUUUUACUCUGUCCUAUAGGGUCUCUAUGAGUCGAAAUCAACUCAACGGGAAUUUUUUUUUUUUUUUUUUUUAAACAGUGCCUGGCACACAACUGCACUCGAUUUUUAAAAUAAAUGAAAUUUCCAGGGUCUGGCAGUAACUCCACCCAUCUUUAAAAUGUUUACACUUCUGUUGUAAUUGAAUUUCUUGCACUUCGUUCUCCAUGCAACCAAAGUGAUCUAUAACCAAUUUGAUCUUUGGCUGGCCAAAGGAAUUUUUUUUUUUUCCCCACAUUUGAAAGUCUAUUAGUUUUACUAGACUAUGUCUUAAUCAAUCUGGGUCUGACUUCCGAGGAAUAUGGUGUGACUUUUUUUUUUCUCUCCAACUUUUUUUGUUGUUCUUAAGAAUAUACACACCAAAACACACCAAUUCAAGUUUCUACGUGUACAAUUAGUGACGCUGAUUACAUUCUUGAAGUUGUGCAGUCAUUUUCACCCUUUUUUGAGUUGUUCCUCCCCUAUUAACAUAUACUCACUGUCCCAAAAGUUUCCUAUCUUCGCAGUUGCUGUUGUUAAUUGAUCCCAUAUAGCUAGAUCUUAAAAGAGCAUAAUGCUCAAGGCAGUCAUUACUAAUUAAGAUUAACUACUGUUUGGUUUAAGGUAUAAACAUUCUCAGGGCAGUAGCUUCAGAGGUUCAUCUAGCCUACAUGGCUCCAGAAAAUCUGGGUUCUAUGAGAAUUUGAAAUUCUGUAUUGCAUUUUCCCCCCUUUGAUUAGGAUUAUUUUAUAGACUCUUUGAUCAAAAUGUUCAGUAAUGGUAGCUGGGCACCAUCCAGUUCGUCUGGUCUCACAGCAAAGGAGGCAGUUAUUUAUGGGAUCAUUUAGCCUUGCAUCCCAUUUCCUCUUAUUCCUGACUCCUUUCUCUGUUGCUUCAGGUGAAUAUAGACCAACUGUUGUGCCUUGGAUGGCUGCUUGCAAGCUGUUAAGACCCCAGGCACUGCACAGUGAACCAGAAGGUAGAGCAGAAGUACUAAACACAUUAUCAGGCCAGUUAACUGGGAUGUCCCAGGAAACCGUGACCCUGCGCCUUCAUCCAAACCAAGGAACAAAACCGAACCAGGUGUUUGGUUGUACUUAAGCAGUCUCAGCAGCUACGUUUUUUGUUUUGUUAAGUGUAUCUUUCACACAACUUUUGCCAAUUCAACUUUUUACAGGUGUACAACUUACUGGCAGCAAUUAACUGGCUGUGCAACCUUACCCUUAAUGAGAUUUUGCUAUCACCAAUAUGGUGUGACCUUUAAAUAUGUAAGUUAAAUUUUUAUUUCAGAAAAGUUUUCAUGAAUUAUAUUCAUAAACAGUUGUAUCAUUCCACCACCUUGGAUUUCUUUGGCAACUCCAAUUGUACCGUUGGAUCUUCUCUGCCCACCUGUUUCUGUCAUUUGCUCUUCAUCUUUUUUAUCCAUUUACUUUGUUUGCAUUAUUUGUUUCUAAUCCCUGUUCUUUUAGUGUGCUUCCUGUGGUGUUCCUAAGUUCUGUCAGUUUUUGUUUCACAUCAGGGACAUACCCUCCUUGAAUUCUUGUACUUCUUAGUUGCAUUUACUUCACUAGAUUUUUUAAAAUUCACAUUGAAAUAUUGGUAUACUAUUUUCAUCUGCUUUGUGGAGACAUUUUUUCUUGUGAAUUUUCUCCAGGAAAACUGUAGGUAAGUUUUGCUGCUCUUUCAUAUUUUUUAUUAUUGUAUCUCUGUAGAAAUUAUUUACUCAGAUUUGAAGCAAUUGGAUUUUCCUGAACCAAGUACUAGCAGAAGGGUGAAGGGAAGGGACCCUAUCCAGGUGUCUCAGCUCCCUCUACCAUGUGGUUACACUAAUGAAUUGUGUCUUUAACAUAAUGCACUUCAGUGCAGCCAUGCCUCCUCUCUCAGGAUAUGACCUUGUUUAGAAAGGGUUCUGUGUGCCAGCUUUGAGCUUCUUGGUUCCUUCAUCUGCUACAUUAAAGGACCUAGCUCCUGCUUUUCAAGGACUUGCUGUCUGAGUUAUGUUACCUCUGACAGCUAAGCACUUUUGUGCACCUUUUUCUCUGCUGCUCUCAGCAUUCACACACUGCAAGUUCACCCCUCCUCAUGGCAGGUCCCACUCACAUUUGGGCUCUGUCCUGGUAAUGAGUAUUUACUGAUGAUUUCUGAAAUCUGCCACCACCAUCCCCCUCCUUACUCCUUGUUGUUCCCCACUACACACUAUUGGCCUCCCAAUUGAUAUCUCCCUGAUGAUAUCAGUAGCCUUUGACAACACUUGUACUCAAUGUGGAAUUUGUGAGUUUUCUUAGCUUCCCCACGUUUCACUGAAGAUAUUAUCUGUGGGGGUCAGUGAUGUUUUUCUUGUUGCACUCUAUGUUUCCAGAAGGAGAGGUAGAAAGAUCCAGAAUCAGGCUGCUACCAUGUUUCUACCAGAAUCAGAAGUCCAAAGGAAUUUGUUAAACAUGUAAAUGCUGAUCAUGACAUGCUCCUGCCUGAAAGUCUUUGUUUGCUUCAAAUUCCACUUUGGAUAUAAAGUAAAAUCUUUAACUAGCCUACAAUGCCUUCUAUAGUGCAACCUUUACUUACCCAACUUCACAGCAAGCCUUUCUCCCCGCCAUGGACCCGUAAGUGCCACACUGAUCUUUCAGAUUCUUCAAUAAGCAAACACUUGAUAUCAGCCAGGGUCCAGUCAGAAGACAGAAACCACACUAGUAAUUUGAAAAGGGUAAUUUUAAUAUAAAUAGUUGCUAAAUAGUAAAAGGUGGUUAACUACUAAGAGGGGUAAAAGAGGACUCAAAGUGGUCCAGAAGUAGCAGACGCAAAAAAAAAGCAGCUACUACUUAGAGUGGACAAUGAAGGAAUUAAGGGUUUAGGAGGGUCCUCUUCCCACCAAGGCUGAGAUUCUUUCGUCUUCAAAGAGGGCUUUGUUGUACAGGAGCACUCAGCCUGAUGAAGACAUGUACUGGAGAGUAUGGGCCAGAGCUGGUCUAUAGAAGCCACCUAUCAUUGUCUGAGAGUGCAGGUGGGCUGGAGUUGGUCUGUAGAAGUGGUCUGCCAGGUGGGAGACAGCUAGGUUGCCAGAUUUAGCAAAUACAAUUCCAAAUAUUGCAUGGAACAUUAAAAAAAAAAAAAAAAAAAAAACCCAUUGCCAUCAAGUUGAUUCUGACUCAGCAACCCUAUAGGACAGAGCAGAUUGCCUAAGCCAUAGGGUUUCCAGGGAGCAGCUGGUGGAUUCGAACUGCCGAACUUUUGGUUAGCAGCUGAGCUCUUAAUCACUGUGCCACCAGGGCUCCUGCAUGGGACAUCCUUAUACUAGUUGUUUGUCUGAAGCCCAGGUUUAACUGGGUAUCCUGUACUUUAUCAGCCCUAGAGACAGCUGCAGGAGGGUGCACCAGAGCUGCCAUGGAAGCAGCUGCAGGUGGGAGAGUGUGGCCUGAGGGGCAACUGGGUCAGGUCCUGAGGGAUGCUAAGGUGAGCGCAUCCACUGACUCCCACACUGAAUCAGAAAAGAGCCUUCCUGCCAUUCUCCCCUUGCAGUGCUUCCCCCACGCUCUUAUUUCAUCAUCAAAGCCUAGCAUUGAGCCAGCUGGCAAAGGAGAACUGUUUCACAAUGCUAGGCAAAGAAGGGUGGACUGUGAACUGAGGCUUUGUCGACAAUGUCGCCAACCUGAACACCUUUCUCCCUGCUUUUUUACCUUCAGGUCUCCACUUAAAUGUCAGUUCUUCUAAGAGGACUUCCUCAUUGUCAUUUAAAUCAGUUCCUUCAAACCAUCUUAUACUUUUAUCACAUGCCACAAUUUGUAAUGAUAUGUGUAAUUAUUUCUUUAAAACCUACAUUCUCCACUAAACUAAAAACUGGUGACUGUUUUCUUCAAUGCCAUAUAUAUUCAGGACAUGGUAAAUAAUAGGUGCUCGAUAAAUGUUUGUUGAAUUAAUUGAUUAAUGAAUGAAUGAAAUUAUCUCAAUCUGAUUUUGACCAUGUGCUGAUAGUACUACCUGCUGGAGUACUGGGCAUAAGGGGUAAGAGCUGAAACUAAAGGUAGACAAGGACCAGAUCAGGAAAGGUUCUUUACGCCAUGAGAAGUAAACUUUUUUUUUUUUUUAAUCCUGAAAGCCCUAAGGAGCCAUUGAUAAAUUUGUAUUUACUUGAGAUGUUUCAGAGGUUCCUGGCUUGAUCAGUUAAGUGGAUGAUGGUUGGACUAGUUACUGGGAAAGGAAAAGAAAGAGGAGCAUGUUUGUGAGGGUAAGGACAGAAGCUAGCUAGAGAACAGGAGAUGACAGCUGAUGAAAUUCCAUGUUUCAAUAUGUGGAGCUUGGAUAUGGGUGACAUUCAGGUAGAAAUAUCCAGUAGGUAAUGAUAAGGAAUUUAGAAGAGAGUUCCAGGCUAGAUACAGAGGUGGGAGCCAUCAGCAUUUAGGUGACAGUUCAGCCCAUGGAGUGGAGAACACCCAGGAAGAUCCUAAGGUGAGAAGAGGAUAGACAAUAGAAUUCUUAAGUUCAUCAAUGUUUAAGAAAGCAAAGAAGCUUGCAAAGAAGAAUGAGUUGCCUGACAGGGGAGAAAUAUUAAGGGUCAGUGAUGUCACAGAAAUCAAGGAGGAAAAAAUUCCAAGGAAAUACAGGUAACCAAAAAUGUCAAAUGCUACAGAGAGAAAAAAGUCCACUGGAUUUAGCAGUAAGGAGGGCAUUGGUGACUUUUUAAGUGACCAUGUUCUGAAAUAAUUUGAGUAGUACUGGUGUAAGCUCUUCUCUAAAUGGUAGAAUUCUCCAGUAAGGCCACCUGAGCCAGGACAUUUUUUUGUUGGGAGUUUUUUGUUUUUUUUUUUUUUAGUUUUCAAUCUCUUGUUAUGGGUCUGUUCAGAUUUUCAACAUCAUUUUGUAUUAGUUUGGGUAGGUACUGUGUUUCUAAAAAUUUGUCCAUUUUCUCUAGGUUUUCAAAUUUGUUGGUGUAUAGUUUUUCAUAACACUCUGUUAUGAUCCUUUUUAUUUCAGUUGGGUCUCUUGUAAUGUCUCCCAUUUCAUUUCUUGUGUUAUUUGCGUCCUCUCCUGUUUUUCUUUUGUCAGUUUGGCCAGUGAUUUGUUGAUUUUGUUGAUCCUUUCAAAGAACCAACUUUGGUUUUGUUAAUUCUUUUUUUUUUGUCUACAUUUCAUUUAUUUCUGCUCUGAUGUUUUAUCAUUUCCUUUCUUCUGGUGGCUGUAGGCUUAUUUUGCUGUUCUCUUUCUAUUUGUUCAGGUUGUGUAGCUAAUGUUUUGAUUUUCUCCCUUUUUUGAUGUGUUCAUCUAUUGCUAUAAAUUGACCUCUGAGGACUGCCUUUGCUAUGUCCCAAAGGUUUUGGUAUGAUGUGUUUUCAUUCCCAUUUGAUUAUAGGAAUUUUUUUAUUCCAUUUCUGAUUUGUUCUAUAAAGUGACCAUGUUCAGUGAAGUGCUGGGGGCAAAAUGUGGAUUGCAGUGGUUUGAGGGGUGAGUGGGAGGUUAGCUAGUGCCAACCUCCUUCCCAGGUUACUUGGCUGUGGAGAGAAGAAAGGGGAGAUGGGUUUUAAGGAAGCAAUAAAAAUAUAUAUUUUUUAAAUCUCAGUAAACUGAAUAAAUCACAAAAGCGACCACCAAAAAAAAAAAAACCAAAACUCACCAUUCAA
Messenger RNA from Loxodonta africana (African savanna elephant), 15998 nucleotides. It is a transcript of the gene TIA1, whose product is annotated as TIA1 cytotoxic granule associated RNA binding protein. NCBI's taxonomy places the organism in Eukaryota, Metazoa, Chordata, Mammalia, Proboscidea, Elephantidae. The transcript is spliced from 8 exons. Gene Ontology annotation, molecular function: RNA binding. The record is from RefSeq and is a predicted model, not a curated record. The coding region runs from base 3030 to 3770 and encodes 246 amino acids.